Molecule: messenger RNA, 683 nt
Organism: Micropterus dolomieu (smallmouth bass)
Lineage: Eukaryota; Metazoa; Chordata; Actinopteri; Centrarchiformes; Centrarchidae
Gene: il17a/f1
Product: interleukin 17a/f1
Exons: 3
Coding region: 118-618 (166 amino acids)
Biological process (GO): inflammatory response
Cellular component (GO): extracellular region
Molecular function (GO): cytokine activity
Source: RefSeq, a predicted model, not a curated record
CUGACCUGAACCUCCAGCGGCAGCCUGAGGAGUUGGACAGAGUGACACCCGCAAGAAGACAAACACCCAGAUCUAAUUAAGGACAACGAGGACACUCAAAGAGUCCAAACCGUCGUCAUGUUCCCAGCAUCAAACUCCUCCAAAGUGACGGCCGCCUGUGUGGCGAUGAUGAUAAUGAUGAUGGUGAUGACCAAUGAGGCAGCAGUGGUGCCGAAACACUCGGCGAGGACACCGAAGAAGUCCUCUGACGGUGCGGCGGUAGAAACGGUCCCCCUGCAGCUUGACACCAACGCUUUGGCUCCUACCAGAAACAUCAGGCCGCUGGAGAACGCCUCCAUCUCCCCGUGGGCGUACAACGUCUCCCACGAUGACUCUAUGUUCCCUCCCAUAUUGUCGGAGGCUCGUUGUUUGCUGCGCGGCUGUCUGGACUCGGAGGGCCUGGAGGACCUGAGCCUAGAGUCCAGACCCAUCAUGCACCAGGUGUUGUUGCUGCGUCGGGUCAGGUCAGCCGCGUCGGCAGGGUCGGGGGUGGGACAUAGCUACCACUACAGGCUGGAGUCCCGCCUCAUCGCUGUGGGCUGCACCUGUGUACGACCCGUCAUCCAACACCAACAAUGAAGACCAGCAGAGACCAGAACAGCUGCUUGGUCAGUCUGGCUGAAACAGACGCUUCUGUACGGAAG